ACGCAAAAAAAAAAUAAAAAAAUCUGAAACCCAAACGCGCCACUAAACACUCGCGUUUCCACGUGUACAACUCCAUGACCACCUUUUUUAUUAUAAUAUUAAAUAUUCCUCACCAAAUAAAACUAAAAUAUGUUAAUUGUUACGAAAAAGAUCUCUAAUAUUUUCUCUUUUUUUUCUCUCUUUGUUUGGUGUUUAGGUCUCUCCUCCUGUCUCUGCUCCGUUGAAUUGAAAGCUUCCAAUUCCAUCUUAAAUCCAUAUGGGUCCGAUCGUUUUGACUCAGGUGGCAACCGGCUUGGGUGUCUUGGCCGGAGCCGUGUUAGUCAAAUCGGUCAUGGACCAGAAGCCCAUGGCCGGCCCGUUUCAGAGAUGCCCAACUUGCAACGGCACGGGUCGCGUCACAUGCACUUGUUCGCGUUGGUCCGAUGGAGAUGUCGGCUGUCGGACUUGCGCGGGGUCGGGUCGCAUGGCGUGCAGCAGUUGUGGUGGGUCUGGUACUGGCCGCCCCAUUCCGGUCCAGAUUUCUGUACGUCAACCGACGAAUAGGAGCCCCUAAUUAACCUGGUUUUGGCUCUCCAUGAAUGAUGACAGCCCCAAAACUCUUUCUUACUAUAAUUUUAUAUUUUUUUUCUUUCGAAAUUUAAUUAUGUAAUAUAAUAGUUUUAAGAGAGAGAUGGAGAGUUGAGAAAGUUGUAAUCUUGUAUUGUUAUGACUGUAUUCAGAUUCUUAUAAAAAUUUGAAGUAAGUUUAUAGCUUACUUGUAACUUGUCCUGUCAGGUAAGCACCGGGUUUUUUUUUUUUGGUAAUUUCUUUGCUUAAUCCAUUUAAAAAAGGGAUUUCUCAAAAUUUUGGACUAUGGUGUCUUCUCUUUUUUGUUGAUUUUACUAAGUUUAUCGUUGGUAGUUUAUGUUUUUCAGUUUUUUGUAAAGAAUUUAGAGAAUUGUUGUAAAGAUUUACAUCCUAGGACAAGAAUUCCAUGAAUAUAUAAAAUAGGUUCUCCUAAAAACAUUUAAAAAAUAUUUGCUAUUGUUUUUUUUUUUUAAUUAUUUUGUGAAUUUUGAUGAUGUAAUAAGUAAGAAGACUGAACUUGUCGAAUUUGUUCAUGCAAUAAUUGAAGUGAAGAAGGAAAUAGUUGCAAUCUAAAAGCUACUGUUACCCGAGAAUUGGGACCAAA
This is a messenger RNA of Durio zibethinus, 1171 nucleotides long. RefSeq lists its product as uncharacterized. NCBI's taxonomy places the organism in Eukaryota, Viridiplantae, Streptophyta, Magnoliopsida, Malvales, Malvaceae. The record is from RefSeq and is a predicted model, not a curated record.